Messenger RNA from Gadus morhua (Atlantic cod), 2550 nucleotides. Its product is annotated as serine/arginine-rich splicing factor 1. Gene Ontology annotation, molecular function: mRNA binding. The transcript has 5 exons. Bases 155 to 907 code for a protein of 250 amino acids. Gene Ontology annotation, cellular component: nucleus; cytoplasm. The record is from RefSeq and is a predicted model, not a curated record. NCBI's taxonomy places the organism in Eukaryota, Metazoa, Chordata, Actinopteri, Gadiformes, Gadidae.
UGAUUGGUUGCGGCUUAAAGCUAAGGAAAUUGCUAAGCUAACCUGAAGGUAGCUAUUUUAAAGCGGUCUCGACCUACCACGAAGAUUUCUCUCAGAUCAACCGUAAUAUCACCUUUUACGCUUUAGCUAACUUAGCGCAGUCCGGAUCAACGGCAUGGCUGAAGUAGUACGGGGACCAGCAGGAAACAACGAUUGUCGGAUUUAUGUCGGGAAUCUCCCUCCCGAUAUCCGUACUAAAGACGUUGAAGAUGUAUUUUACAAAUAUGGAAGUAUCCGAGAUAUCGAUCUGAAGAACAGAAGAGGCGGACCCCCGUUUGCCUUUGUGGAAUUCGAGGACUCCAGGGAUGCAGAGGAUGCGGUCCAUGGACGUGAUGGUUACGACUACGAUGGCUAUCGUCUCCGUGUCGAGUUUCCAAGAAGCAGCCGGGGGGGCAACAGAGGAGGAGGAGGAGGAGGAGGUGGUGGUGGUGGUGGUGGUGGCGGGGGAUCACUGGGAACAGCAAGGGGGAGAUAUGGUCCCCCCUCACGACGUUCAGAGUACAGAGUAAUUGUGUCAGGUCUACCACCCAGUGGAAGCUGGCAAGAUCUGAAAGAUCACAUGAGGGAGGCAGGUGAUGUAUGUUAUGCCGAUGUGUUACGCGAUGGUACCGGCGUGGUGGAGUUUGUACGGAAAGAAGACAUGAGCUAUGCCGUCCGCAAGCUUGAUAACACAAAGUUUCGUUCACACGAGGGAGAGACGGCAUACAUCCGUGUGAAGGUGGAUGGUCCCCGGAGCCCCAGCUAUGGAGGCUCGCGCUCUCGCAGCAACAGCCGCAGCCGGAGCAACAGCGGAUCACGCCGCUACUCUCCACGCCGCGGACGGGAGUCUCCACGUUACUCCCCUCGCCGCUCUCGCUCUCGCUCCUAGACCGGCGAGACAUGGGGAAAUCACGACAAUGCCCCCCCCCCCCCCUCAUUGACCAUCUGCUGUUGAACCUUCUUCUCUGGUUGUUUCUUUUGUUUCCCGUGUGUGUGUGUGUGUGUGUGUGUGUGUGUGUGUGUGUGUGUGUGUGUGUGUGUGUGUGUGUGUGUGUGUGUGUGUGUGUGUGUGUGUGUGUGUGUGUGUGUGUGUGUGUGUGUGUGUGUGUGUGUGUGUCUCCCAUCAUCUCUCUUGCCUUCCCUCUCCUGACUAAUAUCUCACCAGUGUGCAUAGCCCUAGUAGUCUAACUUGUCUCUCCCCUUUCAUACUGACCUUUUCAGUACCAAAUCCACCAGCUGAUUGUAAUGUUACCCUGCUGGUCUUUUGGACUUCCCCAGAUGUUUUCAAAUUUCAAUUUUGAAGAGGUUGCUCCGCUUUGUUAACGCUUUGUUUAUACCGUUACUUUUUUUUAUCUUGGCCAUGCAUUUUAGUGUUUAUGAACUGCUGUACUUUGACCCUGUCAUGUGUAUCUCUCUGUAGAGUUCAGAGGAGCAGGAUAGCAUGGGGAACAGGAAUUAGGAUUAACAGGAGGAGGAGGAAUCAAAAAACGAACCAAUGGUAUGACACCUGUGGCCUCCGAAGGCUAGCCGAAGAUAUUUUCUACAGCUUUCCUUUUUAUUUCCUUUUUUAUUUUUGACCCACAAAGUCUACAAAAGCGUUGUGUUGUGGUGGCUAGAGUUACUUCUGCAUGCUUGUUUAAUUGUUGAAUAUAUGAACUGUGCCCACCAGGAUACAAGACAAUGCUUCUGCACACCAGUCCUGCAUCCAAACACCUAGAAUGCAUUGCUCUGUUUUGCCAGGGUGGUGUAAUCAAACUCAGUUCUAAAUACUAGUGUUGUUCGAAGACCAUUUGGUCUGUGGUUUUCUUGCUUGUUUUGCUAAUGGUUAAGUAGCAACUGUCCAUGUGGCAUCAUUAGUAGAUAUAUUUUAAUAUAUCAUUCUAAGUUUGUCCCCCCCCCCCCCCUAAUGUAGGAAAAUGAUCGAAUUUAUUUUUGAAUGUCUUUAGUGUGGUGUGACUCUAACUGGCCUCCUUCUCUUUGGUUCUGCUGGUAUUAAGGUUCGGACGGGGCUCAGUGCUUCCCACUCUGGAGCUGGAUCAGGAUUCAGGAUCAGAUCAGGAUUAGGAUUAGGCUUCAGGAUGGAUACAUGGAGCAUUUUACUGGGAGAAGAUCCCGACCCAUGGCCCGAGCCAACCGGAGUUAUUAUAGCAAAGGAUCUUUUCUCUAAUUGGCCUUUUAAAAAUAACCCCCACAAAAAUCUUGUUUUUGCGUGUGUCUGGGACAUCAGCGACCCAAUCACAGAAGUCUUCCAGAUGAGGCAAUUUUUUUUUUCCUGAUCCGUUUUUUAAAAUGAAAGAGGGAGAGAAUGUGGAGCAUGGCUGGGAUCAUAACCAGGAAGCAGGCUGGACCCACGCACAUAAGGAGAGCGGUAAAUAGAGUGGGUUAUCAGAGGGAGGGGGGGUGUCAUUGAUGUGGUUUGCCAUCUUUUUUUUUAUUCUUUCCCAAGCAGGUUUGUGCUGUGGAGAAGUUAUGUUCUGAUGAUCAUUCAAAGUUGAAAUCUUAAUCUCAAAAAUAAAAGUUACAUUUAUUGUA